AUGAGCGCGAGCGAGAAAGAGCGCGAGCGAGAGCGCGAAAGAGCGCGAGCGCGAGCGAGAGCGCGAAAGAGCGCGAGCGCGAGCGAGAGCGCGAGCGAGAGCGCGAAAGAGCGCGUGCGAGCGAGAGCGCGAAAGAGCGCGAGCGAGCGAGAGCGCGAGCGAGAGCGCGAAAGAGCGCGAGCGAGCGAGAGCGCGAGCGAGAGCGCGAAAGAGCGCGCGCGAGCGCGAGCGAGCAAGAGCGCGCGCGAGCAAGAGCGCGAAAGAGUGCGAAAGAGCGCGAAAGAGCACGAGCGAGCGCGCACGCAAGAAAGAGCGCGCGCAAGAGCGCGAAAGAGCGCGCGCGAGCAAGAGCGCGAAAGAGUGCAAGCAAGAGCGCGAAAGAGCGCGUGCGAGAAAGAGCGCGAAAGAGCAGCGCGAGAAAGAGCGCGCGCGAGCAAGAGCGCGAAAGAGCGCGAGCGCGAAAGAGCGCGAGCGCGAAAGAGUGCAAGAAAGCGCGAGCGAAAGAGAGAGAAAGAGCGCGCGCGAAAGAGAGAGAGAAAGAGCGCGCGCGAGAACCUACCUCGUUCUGUCUGGAUGGGCGAUUUUGAGAAAGGAAAUCUCUAG
This is a messenger RNA of Grus americana (Whooping crane), 603 nucleotides long. Its product is annotated as RNA-binding protein 25-like. The coding region runs from base 1 to 603 and encodes 200 amino acids. The transcript has 2 exons. NCBI's taxonomy places the organism in Eukaryota, Metazoa, Chordata, Aves, Gruiformes, Gruidae. The record is from RefSeq and is a predicted model, not a curated record.